AUGGCCCCCGUCGUCGUCUCCCCCGACACCAACCAACGGGUCACUAACCUGCUGCACAGACUCGAGGCCGCCACCUCGCGCCUCGAGGACAUUGCUUCCUCCACCAUCGAGAUCCCCCAGGCCGUGCCCGCCCUCAAAGAAACUCUCGCAUCCCCCGAUGCCUCCUCCAAGGCCAUCUCCGAUGCGCCGUCCCGUGCGCCCUCCGCGCCUGCCCACAGCGCAGCUGCAGCUGCCGACGAGCCCCUGCCCGACUCCAUCGAGGACUUCGAUGCCUUCCUCAAGUCAUCCGUCGAGAAUUACUCCCGCCUCAGCAAGGCCAUUGGUGGGCUCAUCGCCGAGCAAGCUGCCAAGGUCGUCCAUGGCUUCCAGGAGGAGCGCAAGUUCCUCCUCAUCACGACCAAGGCCAAGAAGCCCAACCUGAGCAACAGCGAUGACAUGGAAGCAUACCAGAAGCUGCUCAAGCCCAUCAACGAGUCUCUGAUGGCUGUUAUGAAUAUCAAGGAAUCCAACAGAGGGUCCCCCGACUCUAACGAGCUCAGCGCUGUAGCUGAAGGCAUCAUGCUGCUGGCCUGGGUCACGGACGAGGCCAAGCCGCACAAGCACGUUGAGAAUUCGCUGGGAUCCGCACAAUAUUAUGGUAACCGAGUGAUUAAGGACAACAAGGACAAGAACCCGCAGCAAGUCGAGUGGAUACAGUCAUUCCACCAGAUCUUCAAGGACCUUGGCGAAUACAUCAAGCAGUACUUCCCCUCUGGCAUCCCAUGGAAUGCCCGGGGCGAGCCAGUCCAGGAGGUUGUCAAGGCUGCGUCCACCUCUGCAGCACCAGCCUCUGCGCCAGCACCGCCUCCACCAGCCGCUGGUGGUCCCCCACCGCCUCCGCCACCGGGGCCCCCACCAGUUCUCCAGAUCAAUGAAAAGAAGGAAGCUCCCAAGCCGGCAGCAGGCGGCCUCGACGCCGUGUUCUCGGAACUCAACAAAGGCGAGGCCGUCACCGCGGGCCUGCGAAAGGUCGACAGGUCCGAGAUGACGCACAAGAAUCCCUCGCUGCGCGCCAGCAGCACGGUGUCCGACACCUCAAGGGGCAAGAGCCCUGCGCCCGGGAAGAAGCCAAAGCCGGAAAGCAUGCGAGCCAAGAAGCCCCCUGUCAAGACGUUCGAGGGCAACAAGUGGACGAUUGAGAACUUUGAGAAGGAGGCGAACCCCAUCGAGAUCGAGGCCUCGCUGUCGCACUCGAUCCUGAUCAGCAGGUGCAACAACACGACGAUCAUAGUCAAGGGCAAGGCCAACGCUGUGACCAUCGACAACACGAACAGGCUCAACCUGAUCGUGGACACGCUUGUUUCCUCCGUCGACGUGGUCAAGUCCCAAAACUUCGCGCUUCAAGUACUAGGCACGAUCCCCACCGUCAUGGUGGACUCCGUGGAUGGUGCCCAGGUCUACUUCAGCAAGGAGAGCACGGCCACCAAGAUCAUCCACUCCAAGUCUGCGGGCAUCAACCUCAAUGUUAUCUCUGGGCCGGACGAUGAUUAUGUCGAAGUUCCCCUGCCGGGACAGAUCAGCUCGUACUACGACCCUGAGAAGGGGGCGCUGGUGGAUGAGAUUGUGUCCCACGCCGGUUAG
Molecule: messenger RNA, 1620 nt
Organism: Diaporthe citri
Lineage: Eukaryota; Fungi; Ascomycota; Sordariomycetes; Diaporthales; Diaporthaceae
Exons: 1
Coding region: 1-1620 (539 amino acids)
Biological process (GO): cytoskeleton organization; regulation of adenylate cyclase activity
Cellular component (GO): cytoplasm
Molecular function (GO): actin binding; adenylate cyclase binding
Source: RefSeq, a predicted model, not a curated record